AGACAUGCAGACACAGGUAGCAUGACACGGUGGAGAUCUCUCUCUUUUUGUUUUUACAGCUGUGGUUCAGAGCAGAGUAAUGCUCUUUUAACCAUGAUGAGGAGCCUCUGAGGAAGAUUUUCUCUCUUUCGACUCAGUAUUUGAAUUUUCCAGCUCUUCACUGACAGUUUCAGCAACAUGAGUAUGAAAAAGAAGAAGGGGCUGGUCAUCAGCUGGCACAAGUCAAUGUCCAUCUUGGCUCCUUGGAGGAAAGGUAAAGGAGACAGGGAUGCCUUUCUGGAAAGAGAGGUUGUUCUGACAAAACUGAAGCUUUUCAACAACUUCCAUGAAAAGCUCCUGACGGCCGACGACUCCCUCUCCACUGUCUCCACCGUGUCAGUGUCUGACCAGGACAUCUUGGACCCCCCCAAGGCCUCUAAGGUAAAUUCCCACCUGGAAGACAAGCCAGGGCAGCCUGGGAUGGAGUCCGGCUCAGACUACCUGUCUGCCAUCUUCUCCCACUCUCAGCUCCCCAGGUUGUACAAGUUUGAAUCAGAGGACUCUGGAGUAGAGCUGCCCAGUGGAGCCAACUCUCCGUCCACACCGAUGGGCUCGGAGCAGAGCUUUGUGGUCCACAGCCGAGAGUCCUCCUGUGAUUCCUGCCACCUAAACCCCGACCAUACCUCUCUCCCUAACAUUCUGGGUUUAAACAUUUCGAGCUCUGAGACUCAGCAGCAAAAGGACUCACAGGAUCCCAGUUUGAAUGCAGCAGUAGAUACUCCAGACGAUGUCUUCUUACACAGAGACAAACUAGGUUCACCAGCUGGGAUGGUAGAACUGGACAUGGAUCAGGACACGGACCAGAACAAGGCUUCAGAAAGUCUCCCUGAAGGAGAUGGAGAGAAAUCUGAACAAUGUGAGGAGAGCGUUUCUUUACCUGAAAGUAUCUGCAUGGAGAGUAUGACGCCUGCAGAGGAAUCCUCAUCAGGGACGGGAACUGAGUCCAUGAGGAGGAGUGACAGUCUGGAGGAGUACAUGGACCAGUGCUGCCGACUCAGCCAGGAGCAGCAGCAGAGUCCCAGUCCUCUGGGAUCUGGUCUGGGUUACCUGCAGCACAUCUGCCAACUUAUAGAGAAGAUCGGCCAUCUCCAGGAGAUAAACCUGCGGUUGCAGAGGCAGAUCUGCAGUCUGCAGAAGGACGGCAGGAUGACCAAGACUAAGGAGGACUUUUUCCAGCAGCACUGCAGUUGUGGUGCAGCCAACAUCUCCUUCCAGGAGAUUCAGAAAAGACGCUGCAGAGGUGACUUUUUAUCCCUGAGUGGAACUCUGUCUGACCUGUCCACCAUCCCGGAGGUCAGCCGGCAUCCUUUAAUGUCACCCAGCAGAGGGAUGAGCAGUGAAAGUCUGACACCCCUGCCUCUGUGGAGGAGAAGCAUGAACCGAAGGAGUUACACUGAGGGGGAGGCCCGCUUCCUGGGAGACGUGGAGGGGCUUUCUAUCCCCCAGCGCAGGCUCAGUGAAAACUACACCUGGGGCCGAGUCAAAGACCUGAUGAGGAAAAGUAAAGUGAGGAACCAGAACAGGCUGGGACUCAUUUCCACGUCCCUGAAGAUGUCAUGUCCACAGCUGUACAGGCCGGAUCUAGAGCUAGCAGAACAAGUCGGCAGAAACAGGAACUCCAUGAUUGCUUUGGGCCACCAGAGCAAACUGGACUUGUCUUGGCUUCAGUGAACAUCCAGUUUAAAUCAGAUCUAAAGGAGGAAGAGGAUGCCGUGAAGUUAUUGAGAACAUUAAACAAGUCAAAGGGAAGAGGAGGAAGAACGUGUGGAAGUGAAGGAGUUGACUACUGAUGAAUGACAGCGAUGUGUGACAGGCUGGGAAGGUUUACUCUGAGAUUUGGUAGAUUGUAAAUAAAUUCUGUUCUCACUGAAAUAAGAAAAUGUGGCAACAUCUGCACUGUGAUAUAAUUUAUCAACUUUAUGCAUUCUCUGUUUAUAUCAGCUAAAUGAACUAUUAGGUUUUGCAUGAACAAACUGCAAAACGUAAUAGGAAAUAAACACAUUCUGAUUCACAACUUCGACAUUUGCAAGAUGUUGUAAAUACAAACUUGAUCUUUGUCCAGCAUCUAUAAGGUGGUUUGAAUGGAGGAGAUGAACUGCAGCGCUUCGGUGAGCAUGGCGCACACACCACAGUAAAAUAUGAGCUGCAGAUAACAUGUCAGACUGUACAGACACACUGCAGCCUGAUAACUAGUCUUAUAACAUCAGAAACAUCCCAGACGAAAAUCUCUUUCAACAAACCACAACUUCCUCCGGGCUGGAUAUGCACACUUCUGAUUUUCUAAGGAGGAGGACUGAAGUUAGCUUCUUGAGCUGCUGUGUUGCCAGAUAUGCAGUGAUGUGUUUUACCUUCAAUCUCCACAAAGUUAGUGGUGUUUUGUUCUCAUUUAUUUCUCUGCAGCUAAAGCAAGCUGCUCAACUUCUGAAGAUUCUGGCUUUUCCACAAUGAAGGCAGAACAGUUUGUUAGCUAUAAGCUAAUCCAGUUAGCCCUGCAGUCGUACGGGCAGGGGCCACUUUCACUGACUAACAUGAAGCUGAGCUGUGAUUUUAGACCCACUCUUAAAACUCCUGCAGAGAUCUACAAAAACCUGCUCAACAUCCUCAACAACUACACAGUUCUUACAAAGAUCUCUGUCUUUUAACACACUUUAAUCAGCUGCUGUCCGACACUAAUGACACGUUUCAUGUACAUUUCUGAAUUCAGUUUAUUUGGACUUUAUGUUUGUUAUAGCUCCUGCCCACUAACUGGUUCUUCUAGCUGGUUCCUCUGACUCAGUGUCAUUCAGGUGUCAUGCCCUGCAUGUCUUAGAUGUUAUCCUACUCCAACACACCUGACUCAGAUCAAUGGACCUCCUCAUCAGGCUCUUUGCCAGCCUGUUUGCCAGGGAUGUUAAAGUGUAGAAACACCCACAACAUGCAUGGCAGUGGUACUUGAGGAUCGGAUCCUCUUGGUUUCGCUUGGUUCCUUUCAUUGGUUGAAGUUUGAUGUUAUUCUGUUUAGUUCCUUCUUCUUCCAGUUUUUAGUGAGGACUUCACAGAUCACCACGCACCUGCUCGUUCUUCUUCUGCUGUCCCUUUUGUGUCUUAAUGUUCAGCUGCUCAACAAAACAUGUCAAGACAAACCAGCUGAAAAGGGUAUAAUUACUUUUUGAAGCCUCCGUUAGCAGUAAUUACAGCUGCAGAUCUAGUUAGGCCCUUCUAGUCACUAGGAUUCUUGCUCAUUCUCUAAGGCUUUAGCGGCAGGUUUUAAAAGCUCCAUGGGCACGCUGAACGGUCCAGCUCUUUCCUGGUCUGUUUUCUGGAAAAUUGGAACAGGUUUUUCUCAAGAAUGAGUCUGUUGUAACUAUCUAUCAUUCCUUCUGCUCUGAAGAGGUUUCAAGGCCAUGCUGAUGAAGAACCUCCCCACAGCAUGAAGCUGCCACCACCAUGCUUUACUAUGGGGAUGCUGUUCUUACAGUGCUGAGUUUUUUUUAAGCAAUAACGAGCUUUAUGUUUUUAAUAUGACCCUUUACAGAUGGUUUGAUCCCUUCUGUGAAGCUUUGCAGCUCAUUACUGGUUACCUUUGACCUUUUUGCUGCUCAUUCUAGUUCCUGAGACCUGACACGUUGUGUUUGAUGUGCAUGUUUUUAACGCUGCCAUGUUGUUCCUAUUUUACUUUGGUUUUAAGGAUUUUUAUAAAUAAAUAUAUUUCUAUUUUGUAACCAGUCCCUGAUCCAUUCUUCAGAUCUUCAUCCCUGACCUGUUUAAGGAGCUCUUUGGUCUUUGUUGGACUGUUUGCUUGUUGGUGCUUCUUAUUUAGUGACAUUAUUAUUUUCUUGGCACUUUCAAGAUGUUACUUUUAAUAUUAUGAGUUAUUUUGUCAUAUGUUCUUUAGACGUUUUAGAUUCAUGAAACCCAGAAAAAUAAAUUUUACAGCCCACUAAAGCUGCAGCAGAACGGUCCAGUUUGAUGUGCAGCUCAUAAAUCUGCCACGAUUCUGUUGUAGGUUUUAUGAUAGUAAAGGAUACGUCAUGUGUUUUAUACAGUAACAAAACAACAUAUUUAAUCUCUAAUGUACUACAUUACUUUGAUGACUAUGCAGUUUAAGAAGGGAUGUUGAAUUUUGUCAGACAGCACAAACUGUGUAUAAUUUAUAUCUGAUGUUUAUAUUCAGAACAUCAGAAAACUGUAUAUGUUUUAUACUUUGAAGAACUUUGUACAAAUUUAUUUUUAAAAAUAAAGAU
Messenger RNA from Melanotaenia boesemani (Boeseman's rainbowfish), 4262 nucleotides. RefSeq lists its product as uncharacterized. Lineage: Eukaryota; Metazoa; Chordata; Actinopteri; Atheriniformes; Melanotaeniidae. Bases 178 to 1710 code for a protein of 510 amino acids. The record is from RefSeq and is a predicted model, not a curated record. The transcript is spliced from 8 exons.